GAGCAGAUCUUUAUCUCCCAUCCGACGGCGCGAGAUGAGGAGAUGGAGACCCUUCUGUACAUCGCGCGGAAGCGCGUGGAGGACACCCUCUCCUACGAGGCGUUGUAUGUCGCCUCCCUCUCUCCGAAGACCAUCGUCUACAAGGGCAUGCUGAAGUCCUCGGCGAUCGUGAGCUACUACAAGGAUCUCCGCGAUCCGCGGUACAAGGUCCAGUACGCGCUCUGGCACCGCCGGUUUAGCACCAAUACCAUGCCACGGUGGCCCCUGGCACAGCCCUUCCGCUACUUGGGCCACAAUGGCGAGAUCAAUACCAUCCAGGGCAACUACAACUGGACCCAUGCGAGAUCGGGAUCUUUCGAGCAUCCCAACUUCGGCUAUCGCAUGAGGGAGGUGCUGCCACCGUGCCGCGCAGAAAACUCCGACUCCGGCAACAUGGACUGUUACCUGGAGCUGAUCCUCCGCUGUAACCGCGAGCUUCCGGAGGCGCUGAUGAUGAUGAUUCCGGAGGCCUACAAGGCAGCCGACGAGAAGUCCAGCAAAAAGGUCACGGAGUUCUACGAGUACUGGGGAGCCUUGCAGGAGGCCUGGGACGGACCAGCCCUGGUGGCCUUCUGCGACGGGGAGUACAUGGGUGCCACCUUGGACCGCAACGGCCUCAGGCCUGCAAGGUACUUCCAGCUCAAUGACGGGACCUGUGUGGUUAGUUCCGAGACUGGGAUCCUGGACAGCGAGCUUUUUCCAGCAGCCAUGUUCAAGUCGAAAGGCCGACUCGGACCCGGUGCGAUGGUGGCUAUUGACCUCCACACUGGCGAGCUCAUAGAGAACGACGAGAUCAAGAAGAAGAUGGCAGCCAAGAAGCCUUAUGGCGACUGGAAUAAGGUCUUUCGUGAAGAAAUGGGCCGCGAGCCUUUCCUCUCUGCGAACCACGACCUCGCCGUGCCAAGGGCGAUCGAGCAGAACCUGAUGACUAUGCAGUUUGACAUGGGCUACACCAUCGAGGAUGUCGAGAUGGUUGUGGAGGCCAUGGCGCAAACAGGAAAGGAGCCCACUUUUUGCAUGGGAAACGAUAAGCCGCUGGCGGUGGUGUCUGACAGAGCCCACGUCCUCUACGACUACUUCACCCAGCGCUUCGCACAGGUCACCAACCCGGCCAUCGACCCCUACCGCGAGUCCCUCGUGAUGUCGACGGAUGUUUUCCUGGGUCGGCAAGGCAACCUUAUGGCAGAGGCACCGACCUAUUUCCAGAACAAGGCCAAUAACCGUUUGGUAAAGGUGGACUCGCCGUUCCUGAAUGAAAGACAGUUGUAUGGUAUCAGGAACAGUGGUCUGCUGACGGUGCAGCUCAGCACCCGAUACGACUUCGAGCGAGGUCCGGGUGCCCUGGAGAAGGCGGUGUCGGACCUGUGCUACGAGGCCUCCAAUGCCAUUCGAAACGGGGCCGAGUUAAUCAUCCUUUCCGACGUUCCACGCAACUCUGAUUUCAUGUCCUUCGAUGUGCGCGACCCGGAUAUCGAGCUCGAGAGGUCCAUGUUAGCCAUCCCACCACUCCUGGCCGUCGGUGCGGUUCACCAUUACCUGAUCCAACAAGGGCUCCGUACUCAGGCAUCCCUGGUUGUGAGCACGGGGCAGUGUUGGAGCACUCACCACUUUGCCUGCCUCAUCGGCUACGGCGCUUCCGCCGUCUGCCCCUACCUGGCGCUGGCACAUAUCCGUCGCUGGCAUUCCACGGACAAGGGCGCUGCGAAGGCCGAUGGGCAGAGCGUGGAAGAGGUGCAGGCCAACUACAAGCGAGCCAUCAAUGCCGGGCUGAAGAAGAUCAUGUCUAAGAUGGGCAUUUCUGUGUUGGAGUCGUACCGGGGCGCACAAAUCUUCCAGUGUAUCGGGCUCGACGAGAAGGUGGUCGAACGGGCCUUCACAGGCACCCCCUGCACCGCUCCGGCCCUGUCCUUCACGGAUAUUGCCAACGAGUCCAUGAUGUUCCACCGCAGGGCCUUUCCAGAGCUGGAGGAGACGGCAGAGAAGCUGGAGUUUGCCGGGUGGUACCGGUACAUCAAAAACAAAGGCGAGUUCCACAUGAACAAUCCGGACAUGGCAAGGGCACUGCACCGGGCCGUGCGGAACAAGGAGCCGUUGGCCUACGAGGAGUACCGGCGACAGAUCAUGGAUGGCCGGCCGGUUACCGCCAUCCGAGACCUUCUGGAUUUCGCAUCAGAUCGCCAGCCAGUGCCGCUGCAAGAAGUGGAGGAUGCCCUCUCCAUCUGCAACCGCUUCGUCACCGGCGGAAUGUCCCUGGGCGCUCUGUCGCGGGAGGCGCACGAGGUCAUCGCCUUGGGCAUGAACCGGAUCGGAGGCAUGAGCAACAGUGGCGAAGGCGGCGAGGAUCCUGUGCGGUUUCAUCCCAUCGAGGACGUAGACGAAGAAGGCAAUUCGGCAACUUUCUCUCACCUCAACGGCUUGAGGAAUGGGGAUUCUGCGACAUCCGCGACGAAGCAGGUGGCCUCGGGUCGCUUCGGAGUCACUGCUGCCUACUUGCGCAGUGCGAAGCAGCUGGAGAUCAAGAUUGCACAAGGCGCCAAGCCUGGCGAAGGUGGCCAGCUCCCUGGACCCAAGGUGGACGAGUACAUCGCCAGACUCCGCAACAGCGUUCCUGGUGUAGAGUUGAUCUCGCCACCGCCACAUCACGACAUCUACUCCAUCGAGGAUUUGGCUCAGCUGAUCUUCGACUUGCAUCAGGUCAGUCCCGAUGCAAAGGUAUCCGUGAAGCUAGUCGCCAGUUCCGGCAUCGGUACCAUCGCUGCUGGUGUCGCUAAGGCGAACGCGGAUGUCAUCCAAAUCUCGGGGCAUGAUGGUGGCACUGGUGCCUCUCCACUCAGUAGCAUCAUGCAUGCAGGUGGGCCUUGGGAGCAGGGUCUGUCAGAGGUGCAGGGCGUGCUGGUUGAGAAUGGCCUGCGCAACAGGGUCACCCUGCGUGUGGAUGGUGGCAUCAAAACUGGUUGGGACAUUGUCGUGGCCGCCAUGAUGGGGGCCGAGGAAUUCGGGUUCGGCAGUGUGGCGAUGAUCGCAGAGGGCUGCAUCAUGGCACGCGUUUGCCACAUGAAUCGCUGCCCCGUCGGGGUGGCAACGCAGCGGGAAGACCUGCGCCGGAAGUUCCCCGGAACGCCCGACCACGUUGCAAACUUCAUGCUCUUCGUGGCUGAGGAGGUCCGAACUAUCAUCGCAGCUUUGGGUUACCGGUCACUGGAUGAGGUCAUUGGUCGCUCGGACCUCUUGAGACCACGUGCAGAGAAUGCUGUUCGGACCAAUGUUCCACAGCCUGCCAUGGCUUCCGGACAGAGAAAGCGACGGACCCCCAAGCAGCUCGUGAAGACCAGCUCCAUCGACCUCGGUGGCUUCGUCUUGGACGAGCAGCCGGAGGAAUCCGACCGCCUCGCCUGGGUGGGUGCGAAAAGAGGAAGUGCGGCCCAUAGCAACGGGCCCGUGUUAGAUGAUGAGAUUCUUUCUGACCGGGAAGUUUCCGGAGUUAUUGAGAGCAACAGCGGCAGCGUCUGCAAGGAGAUGAGCAUCCAGAAUGUAGACAGAUCCGUUGGUGGUAGAAUAGCUGGUGCCAUCGCCUCCAAAUACGGAGACGAUGGCUUCAAAGGUGAGAUUGAGCUCAGCUUCGUUGGCUCUGCAGGACAGUCCUUUGGUGUGUGGAACACCUCAGGUGUGCACCUCAGAGUCGAAGGAGACUGUAACGAUUAUGUGGGAAAAGGCAUCAAUGGAGGUACCAUCGUGGCCAUCAAGCCGCGGGAUAGCUCCUUCUCAUCAGAGCAGAAUGUCAUUGCAGGUAACACCUGUCUCUAUGGCGCCACGGGCGGUCAGGUUUUCUUGAGUGGCCGCGUGGGCGAACGAUUUGGCAUACGAAAUGCUGGCUGCGAAGCGGUUAUCGAAGGUUCGGGCGAUCACCUGGGUGAGUACAUGACCAAUGGGGUGAUUGUUGCUCUGGGCACGGUCGGCCGCAAUGUUGGUGCUGGAAUGAGCGGUGGGCUUCUGUAUAUCUACGACCCUGAAGAGAAGGGGCUGCAACUGAAUGCAGACAACCGAAGAAAUGCCUUCCGCGUCACGGCCAGGGCAGGCCAAGAGCAGCUAAAGAGCCUCAUCCGGAGGCACCACGACCUAACUGGUAGCUCGAUCGCUGCGGCCAUUCUUGAGGAUGUGCAAGCGGCGCACUCUCUGCGUGAACGGUAUGAAGCCCCGAGGCAAUCCAAGUUCCGAGUCUCGGCAAUUCUGCGGUUCGUGCGCACGGACGGCUCCUGCGACAUCUUCGAGGCCGUAAAUGCCGAGCCGCACGAUGCCAACAUUCGUGGGGCGAUCUGUGCGGAAAGGGUGGCCCUCUGCCAGUUCCAGAAGGAGGAGCUUCAAAAAGGCAGCCGCGUGGUUCGGGUCGUCUGCGCCACGGACUGCGAGGACCCCAUUUUCCCCGGUCCGCUGUGCCGGGAGUUCCUGACCGCCACGUGCGAUCCGAGCAUCGAGGUCGUGGCCACGGGCUCCAAGGGCUCGUGGGAGAUUCAGCCUCUUAAGGAGCUCCUGCCUCUGCCGUCUUUGUACCGGAACCUGGACAACGAGGCGGCGAAGGCCAAAGCCGCGGCCAUGGGAAAGGAGGCCAAGGAACCCGAGGACCAGAGAUUUGCGAAGCUUUACCAGGCCGCAGCAGCUCUAGCCCUCGCACAGGGCAAGCAGACCACGAUCUAUCCUCUGGCCUUUGCUGCAGCUGCCAGCUUCGAGGAUGGCAGAAUCUGCACGGCGGCGGAGCUCAAAGGCAUCGAGUACGGCUGCACGGUGGAUGCAGUGUCCCUGCUUCUGCCGGAGCUGGUCCGGGCCCGCAAGGAGGGACGACCUGGGGCGACUGCCAUCCUCCAAGUGGAUAACUAUGGCCUUGC
Symbiodinium sp. CCMP2456 is the source of this 4919-nucleotide messenger RNA. NCBI's taxonomy places the organism in Eukaryota, Dinophyceae, Suessiales, Symbiodiniaceae. The record is from the annotation of a GenBank genome assembly.